Anthonomus grandis grandis is the source of this 1724-nucleotide messenger RNA. RefSeq lists its product as uncharacterized. Lineage: Eukaryota; Metazoa; Arthropoda; Insecta; Coleoptera; Curculionidae. The coding region runs from base 36 to 722 and encodes 228 amino acids. Gene Ontology annotation, cellular component: neuron projection. The record is from RefSeq and is a predicted model, not a curated record. Gene Ontology annotation, biological process: G protein-coupled receptor signaling pathway. The transcript has 6 exons.
CACAAGAACGCUAUCUCUUUCCAGAUUUAGUAUUGAUGGCAGGUCGAAGAUCAAGCUCAAUAGGCUGCAAAUCGCUCAUAAACAGACGUGCCUCGCUGUACGUAAACACAUAUGACCCCAUUAAGCUCGUGUUGGACAUAAACGCUCAAAUAGCCUUAUUCAGAGAUCUCCUGGUGGCUAUCGGUCAGUCACGUGAUUGUCCGGAACACAGAGAAAGAAUUCGGAAACUUCGGAGAAAUUGCGUGGAAGCAUGCAAGACCACUUGUCAGCUAAUCUUGCCUCAUAUACAAAGUGCUAUAGACGAAGGGAUUCCUCCAGACAACCAAAACCUGGUUAUGUUAUACUUUAUGGCUCAACUAUUCCUUAGGGAACUGCGCAAGUCACAUAGGUUAAUCCAGGUAGUGCCCAUGGAUAUGUCUGGAUAUUAUGAUAACAGAGCUGGUCCUUCAAACCUUGGAAAUGUAAUCAGUCAAAUUUUGCUGUGUAAACAAAUAACACCAGAUUUCAAUCACGAAGAACUAUGCAGCAUCGUAAAAGACUCUGAAGAGAUAGCGAAUCUUUUAAAAGAGAUUGGAGAGUAUAUGCCGAAACAAGAAAGUAAUUUAGAGAAAGUUUCUGCGUUAAAUGAAGAUGUGCCCAACCAGUGGUCCAAAAAGCAAAGAAACUUUAUCUAUAAACAUAUGGAUCUGCUUUGUUGUGCAGCCCCGCCGAACUAUCUCUGACAAAGACCAAAUAGAGGAUCAAAAGAGGAAAAAAAACUAUUUCAAAGAAAAAGGAGCGUAUAGUGAGAAUAAAUACAAUAUGUCGUCCACUGAAACAUAAUAAACAGGGCACCAAGCCUUGUAAUAAGUCAAUAACGUUUAAUGUAAUAUGGGUCCAUUUUUCUAGUUUAGAAAAAAAAAAUUAUAAAUUUAUAUUAUAUUUCAGCGCCCGUUUUUCGUUUUUCGAGUUUUAGUAGUUACGGGGGUGUCAAUUAACAUAAUUUUUUUAGUUUAUUGUAUGUCAUACUGUUAAAGUACAAAUCGGACUAUAUUAUCCACAUUGUCAAUACUCUUUUGCACUGUCAAUUUAAUAAUCAAAAAUGAAUAGUUCAAGCAGGCCAAUGUUCCUUAAUAAAAAUCAAAAUUUCAAUUGUAUAUAAUAAAAGUUCUUUAUUUGAAGGAUACAAAUUUAUGGACCAUACUUCAUAGAAUAAUUUAUAUAUUUUAAGCAUUGUUACGGUAGUAAGCACGCUUAAGUAGCACGUUAAUUCCAGAUUUAUAUUCCUCUGGAAAUGUUUAUCUAUAGUAAAAAACAUACAUAUGCUCUUAAAAAUAUAUGAAUAAGGACCAACUGCAAUAAAAAAAAACAAUACUCGCCUAAAUAUUUUUAAGAGUAUCAAUUUCGUAGAAUAGUGAAAAAAAAUAAAUUUAUUUUAGUUGUAGAAACAUAAAUAUAUAUAAAUAUAUUUUCUUGCAAUUAAUCUUGAUUAAUACGGGCGCUCAAAAAGGUUUUCAAAAAAAAAUAUUAAGAGUCAAAGGUGCUCUAGUUUUGCUACGCAAGUUUGGAUAUUAGUCAUUAUUUAGAGCAAAUAUCAGAAAACCAAAAAAAAAAUGUCCAGGGACUUUCUUCAUUAGGGACCACUAAAGGAAUGUUACUAAUAUUCAAACGUUGCUGUAGUAAGUAAAUAAGAUUUAGAUCUUAUGAGUUUUGGUGAUAUUAAAGUAGCAGAGUUCAGAAAGCAA